AUGUCGGCUGGCUUUGAUUUGUUUAGUAUGCGUUCUUUGAUUAUUCGUUAUGAUUCAGUUAUUGGCUCAAUUCACAAACAACGUCAUUGCUGCCAAGAUUGUGGUAUUGGAUUUAAAGAACUUUAUAGUGAACAACAUCAACAGCAUGCAAAAUUGCAUUUAAAUGAAGAAAAAACGAAGGAUCCUAAAACUAAGAAGGAUUUUACUCCAAAAAACCAACCUUGGUUUAUGUUGGAUGAUUGGUUCAAAUAUUCUGAAUAUGAUCAAGUCAAUAAAAUUAACAUUGCAAGCGAUGUAACAUUCUCAUCCCAAGGGUGUCAACAAUCCACUAAUGACAAUGUGUGUGUAGUUGAUGUUGACUCUAUUAAAAAUAAAGAUUGUUGUGUAUGUAAUGAACGAUUUGAGGUGAAAUGGGAUGAUGAUGGAGAUGCUUGGAGGCUUCUCGAUUCUGUUGUUUUUGAUGGAAAGGCUUUCCACACGUAUUGCAGAGACGAUGCAGCAGCAAUGUCAUCAUCAUUUGCAACAAUUAAUGAUGACAAAUGA
Meloidogyne enterolobii is the source of this 543-nucleotide messenger RNA. The record is from the annotation of a GenBank genome assembly. NCBI's taxonomy places the organism in Eukaryota, Metazoa, Nematoda, Chromadorea, Rhabditida, Meloidogynidae.